AUCAAAACAUCGGCUUGCAAUAUUGUUUCUAUCUAUAGUUAUGUAACAUAAUUAUUGUGUGUAUAUAAAUGCUGCUUAUUGUACAAUUGUGUUAGUUUGACCGAAGCAAACAUGAACUUCCACAUAGGAACUAUUGUUUUGUUCUGCCUCUUGAAGAACUCCUUCGCCCAAGUGGGGCUCGGCAAUGGGUUCGGAAACCUGGGCCUCAACAACAUAGCCGACAACGUAGCAAGCAACAACUUCGCUUCCAGCAACUUAGCAGGAAAUAGCUUACUUAACAACAACUUAGCUGUUUCAAACGUCGCGGCUAACAACGCAGCUGUCAAUAGCCUGGCUUCUAAUAGCUUGGCUUCUAAUAGCUUGGCUGCUAAUAGUUUAAAUAAUUUUGCUAAUAAUGAAGCUUACAAUAGCCUAGCCGCUAACAGUGUGGCGGCAAACAAUUUUGCUGCCAACAAUCUUGCCAACAACAUAGCUGCCAAUAAUUUAGCUGCAGCAAAUCUAGCAGCUUCAAGUUUAGCUGCGACGAAUAACUUGAAUAACUUAGGAAAUAAUGAAGCCAUUAAUAAUCUUGCUGCCAAUAGCUUAGCAUACAAUAAUUUUGGCGGCAAUAACGUGUUAGCUAAUAAUGUAGCUGCAAAUAGCUUAGCCGCUAAUAGUUUGGCUGCUAAUAACUUAGCCGCUAAUAGUUUGGCUGCUAAUAACUUAGCCGCUAAUAGUUUGGCUGCUAAUAACUUAGCUGCCAAUAGUUUGGCUGCUAAUAACUUAGCCGCUAAUAGUUUGGCUGCUAAUAACUUAGCUGCAAAUAGUUUAGCCGCGAAUAGUUGGGCAGCGAAUAAUUUUGCCAAUAAUUUAGCCGCCUCAAAUUUAGCUGCCAACAAUUUAGCAGGGAAUUUUGGAAAUAAUGUAGCUUUAAACAAUUUUGCUAGCACUUCUAUAGCAAAUAACAAUCUAAUUAACAAUCUUAAUGCUAAUGCAUUUGGCAAUAAUUAUUUAAGUAACCUUAAUGUGGUAGGAAAUUUAGCUUCUGGAGCUUUGGCAGGCUAUGGCAGCACUCAGUUAGGGGAUAUUGUGGUUUCCGGUGAGUUGCCAGUUACUGGCAGAACUGGCAUAACAGGUGACAUGCCAGUCAUUGGCUAUGUCACUUUUGAAGGUUAUGUACCAGCCGAUGGUAUAGUCAGUGUUGCCAACUGCGAUUGUUUUAGUACAUAAAGUAGUAGUAGUUUUUAAUUGUGACAUUUAAAUAAAUUGUUUGUUGUUGA
Molecule: messenger RNA, 1259 nt
Organism: Plodia interpunctella (Indianmeal moth)
Lineage: Eukaryota; Metazoa; Arthropoda; Insecta; Lepidoptera; Pyralidae
Exons: 2
Coding region: 112-1209 (365 amino acids)
Source: RefSeq, a predicted model, not a curated record